GCUUCUAGGAUGAGCGUGACUGGGUCAAUAAAAGUUAAAUCAAUUCGUAUGCCACACACACGAAACUGAAGGAGAUAAGAGCGGCAAAACCCACCGAGUCGUCGUGACUCGGUGAGACAAGAAAAAUGGUAGUUGCAGCAGCAGCAGCAUCCACUCCAUUUUCACUCUCUUCCGCCGUUUUCACGCGCCGCCGUAGCUUCAGAGUAAGCGCCACUCUUUCUCGGGAGCCCUCUCCUCUUCUCCGAGCUGCUCAGCACACCGUGGAUAGUUACGUGGAGAGUGGGAUGGUUGUUGGUUUAGGAUCUGGAGAAGCUUCAGACUUGGCUAUACGUUAUUUGGGUCACCAACUUCGUUCUGGUUCUAUUCAAGGUGUUGUUGGUGUACCAAUGUCUGCUCGAAGUGCGAGCGAAGCAGCAAAGUAUGGAGUCCCCUUGAAACAUUUCCGGGAUGAUUUUCAGAUUGAUUUUGCAUUCCAUGAUGCUGAUGCUGUAGAAGAGGGUACUCUUGUCUCAGUUAUAGGAAGACGUACAAGUACAACACAGGAAGAUGACUAUAUUCUGCUACAAAAGUCUAUUGUGAAAGCAGCUGAUGAGGCAGUCUUCCUGAUAAAGGAUGAGCAAUACAAGUCUGGACUUGAAGGAUCUAUCCCUGUCUUAGUUCAAUCUCUAAAUUGGUUAGCUGUAGCUGAGGAGAUAGAUGACUUGUACUUAGGAGAUGCAGAGGUGUGGAGAAGAGCUUCUGUGGGAGAUGCAGGCCCUCUUGGAGGAGACUUUCCUAUUGUCACCAGUGAUGGUCACAACAUUCUUGAUGUUAUCUUCACAACUCCUAUUCCAAGCCUCGCUAACGUGGCUAAAAGCCUGGACAAUAUUGAUGGGGUGGUGGACCAUGGACUUGUUAUGAAAAACAGAUGCACGGUGGUGAUCGCGGGAGAGACAGAAGUAAGAACUGUUACCUUGCAGACUAGUGCAGUGGAAGGUGGUGUAUGAAACCAUUGGGAGACUUUGUAGAAGUUGUUGAUUCCAUAGGACAAUGAGAGGGUGGACUAAACCAGCUAUUAAGAUGCCAUUCAAAACCACUGAGGAAACUGUUCUACACAUUGUACACUCUGUUAAUAGAGCAAUAAUACAAUUUUUAUAACUGUACUAUUAUAAUAUCAGUAGCUUCAUUUUA
Molecule: messenger RNA, 1170 nt
Organism: Brassica oleracea var. oleracea
Lineage: Eukaryota; Viridiplantae; Streptophyta; Magnoliopsida; Brassicales; Brassicaceae
Product: probable ribose-5-phosphate isomerase 4, chloroplastic
Exons: 9
Coding region: 126-986 (286 amino acids)
Biological process (GO): pentose-phosphate shunt, non-oxidative branch
Molecular function (GO): ribose-5-phosphate isomerase activity
Source: RefSeq, a predicted model, not a curated record